Messenger RNA from Trichoplax adhaerens, 909 nucleotides. RefSeq lists its product as uncharacterized. Gene Ontology annotation, cellular component: membrane. Gene Ontology annotation, molecular function: lipase activity. The transcript is spliced from 7 exons. The record is from RefSeq and is a predicted model, not a curated record. Bases 1 to 909 code for a protein of 302 amino acids. NCBI's taxonomy places the organism in Eukaryota, Metazoa, Placozoa, Uniplacotomia, Trichoplacea, Trichoplacidae.
AUGACGACCUCCGCAUUUGACGCAAUAAAUGGCUUGGAACAGAUUAAUAAUUCAGGGUCACCAGAGGGGAUUGUAGAAUAUAAAUUAAAAAGCGUCUUCAAAAAUUAUUCCCUUUAUGCAAGACACUGGCCUGUAGCAUCCCCGAAAGCUAUUGCUAUCAUCAUUCAUGGUGCCGGAGAACACUGUGGCAGAUACGAUGAGAUGGCAAGUCUUUUGAAUAAGGAAUCCAUAUAUGCCUUUGCAAAUGAUCACAUUGGUCACGGUCGGAGCGAUGGAGAAAAAUUAUGUUUGGAUAAAUUUGAAACUUAUACUGAUGACUGCCAUAAACAUUUACUACUUGUUCAAGAAAGAUUCCCUGAUUUAAAAGUAUUUUGCAUUGGUCACUCGCUGGGAGGAUUAAUUGCCGUAGAUCUUGCUGUUAAAAUACCGAAAGCUUUCGCUGGAGUCGUACUUAUUUCUCCAUGCCUUGCGAUCGCCCCCGAAGCUGCUUCUUUCUUCACUAUAAUGGCCAUGAAAGUGAUAUCAUUUUUCCUACCAAAAAUGCAAAUAAAUCGAAUAGAUGCAAAGUUUGUGUCCCGGGAUGAAAAGGAGGUAGAAUCAUACAACACUGAUCCUUUAGUGUGGCAUGGUGGUCUUAGAGCGCAUUUUUGUAAGGAGGUGUAUGAUGCCGUUUGCAAAAUUACCAAAAUAAGCAAGAGUAUCGAAUGGCCUUACCUUGUCAUGCAUGGUGACCAAGACAAAUUAUGUGAAAUUAGUGGAUCUGAAAGCUUUCAUAAUGCAGCCCGCAGCAGUGAUAAAACAUACAAGAGAUAUGAGGGAUUUUAUCAUGCAUUGCAUAAAGAACCGGUAGAUAGUCGCAAAAUUAUUUUUGAAGACUUGCUGAAAUGGAUCAACGAUAGAAUGGAUUAA